Neocloeon triangulifer is the source of this 4385-nucleotide messenger RNA. RefSeq names its product gamma-tubulin complex component 6 (gene Grip163). Gene Ontology annotation, cellular component: spindle pole; gamma-tubulin complex; equatorial microtubule organizing center. Lineage: Eukaryota; Metazoa; Arthropoda; Insecta; Ephemeroptera; Baetidae. Gene Ontology annotation, biological process: microtubule nucleation; cytoplasmic microtubule organization; meiotic cell cycle. Gene Ontology annotation, molecular function: gamma-tubulin binding; microtubule minus-end binding. The record is from RefSeq and is a predicted model, not a curated record. Bases 241 to 4152 code for a protein of 1303 amino acids. The transcript is spliced from 10 exons.
CCAGUGCCAUCUGGACUUGGACUCGAAUCAAAAUUGAUUUUGGCUCCAAAAUAGAAAUUGAUAAUCGCGGCUGCUGAGAGUAGCAAUUUUGCAAGUUUGUAGUGAAAUAACGCACCUUUCCAUGUCGACUGCAUCUUGCGGGGAUGCAAACCAAGCCUGCGUGAAGCGAAGGAAAAUGUCGUGAGCACCGAGCGGAAAAUCCAAGCCCCAUCCAGCCAGAGAAGAUCAGUCGAAUGCAAAAUGUCAUUGCGAGCGCACGCCGAGUCGCAGGAGACCCUCGACAUUCUUUCGCAAAAAAGCAUCCUCGAGCUGACCAAGAGUUUGGCGAGCUGCUUGACCAAGAAAAGAAAGGCCAGCGAUGAGGCCAAAAUCACCCACCUGCAGGUUUACGAGAAACUUUUGUCGAAAAGGAGCAAUCAGGAUCUAUACGGAGAUGAAAUUCUCACGAUGUGCAUCAAAAACGCCAAUCACAACGAGCAGACCACGAAUCGUCUUCUAAGCCUCAUCGCCCAGCUUUCCACUGUCGAGAAUGGAAGGGAAAUUGUCCAGUUCCUGGCUCUCAUGGGACGGAAAGUAGAUAAAAAAGAUUCACCCAAUGAAUCAGGAAAACGGAAAGGGGUUGGAAUUUUUCACUGUCCUCAAGAGAUGCUGGACGGCUCAUUAUUUUCCCAACCGCCCUGUCCUGGUAAGGACAAAGAAUUCUACCGCAGCUGGAAGGACUUUGACUUCAACGCUGAACCCGGCACAAAUCUACCUACAGCAUCAAAGUUUUUAAAACUCAAAAAAAAAGAGGUUGUCAAGACAAAGGAGCACAAAGACUUAGGUUAUGAUUCUAGUGAGGAAUCAGAGAUAGACUGGGAAGCAGUAGCAAAAUUAGGUCCACCGCCUAGACAUAGAACGUGGGAGCAGCUAGGCCAAAUUGCGCCGCCUCCCGAGAAGCCACAUUUGACAGACAUCAGUCACAUCAAGCCACUGAAAUGGCAAAUCAGCAGGAAGGAAUUUGUGUCCCACUUGGGCUACUUGCUGAUAGGAAUUCAGUCGGACAGCUUUUAUUUCUGCCAGGAAAGAAAGAGUUUUGCUCUUUCUAACGAUGUGCGAGUUGUUGGAAUGAGUCCUCAAGCGAUUGCUGAAAUGGUCAAACCAUUGAUUGCAUGUGGAACUAGUCACCUUCUGCUGAACUAUUUUGUAGAAAAUACUCUAGAAAGGAGCAGGAUUUUGCAGGCUGUUCAAAAGGCAGUUAGAACCCUUCUUGUAGUGCAUAGAAAGUGCGUUUCAAACUUAGUCAGCCACCAUGAUGACAGGGUGUUGGCCCUUAUCAACUCGAUGCACUGGAUCGGGCCUCCUGUAGUUGCGGUGUCUGCCUUUUGUUGCCCAGCUUCUGGCAAAAGACUGAAAGGACUGGCGGCGCUUGAAGAGCUCAGUAAAAUCUGCUCGGAAAUCAUUCCGGGACGCACGGCCAGCGUUUUUAACUCGCUGCUCAAAGCAGCUGCUGAAGCUUAUCUUAGAAUACUGUGGGCGUGGAUUUUUGAAGGAGAUUUGCCUCAGGACAAAAAAUCCGAAUUCAUGAUCCAGUCGCAACCAGGAGUCCUGUUACGAAGGGACAGAACGUUUUGGGCCGACUCUUUUGUGGUUUUGGAGAAUCGUGUGCCCAGUUUUCUGAAGGGGCUUGAAACCUCGAUCAAGCAAUGUGGAAUAGCCCUGUCGUUCUUGAAACUCUACCAGAACAAUCAUCCUCUGUUCAAACUGAAAAAUAGGCCGCCCGUAGUUUGCUGUUUGAAUGAUGCCGAGCUUGCCCGACUAGAGACGCAAUGUUCCUUGUAUGAAAAAGAAGCUCUUGAAGUUUGUGGUGCACCAGUGACAGCAGCAGAGCAGUUGGAAAUAAACCAGGAGCAGCAACAGGCAUUCCUUGCCAUGGUUGCCAGAGUGCGCGAAGAGAAACUGGUGGAAAUACGAGCUACUUUAAAAAAAGAAAGAGAAGAAAAGGCGGAGAAAAUACGGAAGCUGAAACAAGAACUGAUGAAACAAAUUGAAGACGCCAAAGCUCGUAAAGCUGAUGAUUUGAGGAAGGAGCGGGAAGAGGAAGAGAAGUUUGGGCAGGAGCUGAAGGAGUUACAGGAAAAGCAGCUCAAACUCCUCGAGGAGGAAAAAGCAAGAAUGAGACGUCAUUACGAGAUGUACAGCAAAGUGCCAGAGGACAAACUUGCCACUGCCGAAGCGGAAAUUCAAGUUCUGAGAGAGGAACUGGACAACCUAAACGGCAGUGUCCGUUUAGAGCAGCAACCUGAGGAGCCAGAGCAGGUCAUUGACAACAAGGCUAUCGAAGAGGAUGAAAACAAAAAUCCUUCAUCGGUAUCAAUUUCCGGGGACCAAAUUACUGAAAUUGAAUCUGAUACCAAUGCAAAUUUGAGCCCGAGAAAAGUUCCAACUAGUUUACCUUUAAAGUAUGUCCACGAAGAGGCUGAAAAGGUUGAAUCGCCGAUUCUGGACAACACGGCAGCAAUAGAAGCAGCCAAAAACAAAGCAAAAGUCUUGAGUCACGAGUACAACCUAAUUCAAAACUACGACGAAGUUGAUUCAAUUCAAAUGAGUAAAAAAUCUGUUGUCACGCCGGAUAAUCAAGAACUCGGGGACAUGUUCAAAAGUAGAGCCAGCGAAGCAGCCAGAAAUAAGGCGCGAGUCAUGCACCACGAGUUUUUCUCGGACUUUGACCAAAUCGACAACAUCAAAAAAGAAGAGGUUGUUUUGAUAGACAAUAAAUUACAAGACGCCUCUCCAGUCGCAUCUGAGGAAAUGGUGUCCUCGUCCGAAAUGCUCCUCUCCACCGAAGAACAAAAUACUCCAGACUCGGAAAAUCAACCUUCAGCAAUGUCCAUCAGUCCUGAAGAGAGUACAUGUCCGACUCCGGUAGAACUCCCAUCGAAACCCAUUCCAGCGUCUGCCAGCAACUUUUCGGUCAGCAGUGUUCUCUCGGCCAUUUCGGAGCCUCUCCGAUGGACUCAUGCUGUGAGUAGGGAAAGCAUCAACCAGUCCAUCAAGGAGAACAGCACCGACUGCAGCAACUACAUCAAAAACAGCUGUCUGCGACAGACGGCGUCCGUCGUUCUCAACACCCAAGUUCGUCUGGCCAACCAGUACGUUUUGCACAUAUUUUUGCACGACCAGUCCAUCCUGAGCCACUUCAAGUCUCUCCGAAACUUCUUCCUCCUUCUGGACGGAGAAUUCGCCUCGAGACUGACCUCGAAUCUCUGCUCCGACAUCGAGCAGUUCAAGGACCAUCCUCAGUCGCUCCUCAACUUCCCCUCCAUGAACUGCAUCCUGCAGAACGCCCUCGUCGGUUCCGAGGACCCGAAUAAGGAACGGCUGUCCCUCAGUUUCCGGUCCGUUCCGCAAAAGUUCAACGUUUCCGACGCGAAUCUGCUGGGCUGCAUCCAACUGCAGUACGAGGUGAGCUGGCCGCUGAACAGCGUCCUCACCAGGUCCGUCAUGCAGCACUACGACCAGCUGUUCACGUUUGCGCUGAGUCUGCGCAGGGUGGUGUGGGUGUUGGACCAGACGUUCCGCCACCUGAAAACGUGCGACGCCGCGGUGAACAAGAAGGUCCUCAACAACAGUCCGCAGCACCGCACGCUGUGUCUGCACCUGUUCGAGAUGAGCGCCUUCUUCAAGGCCUUCCACUCGUACAUCCUCAACGUGGCCGUCGUGCAGCAGUGGCCCAAGUGCGAGGAGGCCAUCAAGAAGGUGACCAACCUGGACGGCCUCUACGAGGUGCACUACAAGAUGUUCGUCAAGAGCGUCAUCUACCGCUGUCUGCUGCGCAAGGAGGCCGCCCAGAUUCAAGAGCUGCUCAACGCCACCAUCCGACCUGUACUGCGCUUCUACACCCUCAUUACUGCUCAUGAAUGGCAGCUUAAAAAUGGAGUGUAUUCGCACCCUCAGUUCAAGAACUUGUCCCAGGAGCACAAGAAGUACCACGAACGAACCAAUUUGCUUGCCAAGAAUCUGUCCAAGUUGGCGUCAAGAGGCUACCAGAGCGACCUUCAGGAUUUGUGCGACUACCUCAGGAUGAACGAUUUCUACUCCGUGUUGACGGUGGAGCCGGCCCAGCUGCACUCGAUGGUUUCCUCCACCGCCAGCUCUCUGGCCAGCAAAUAAAGGUUGUUUUGAAACUGUACUUAUCCUAUAUCAUCCAGUUGCCUUGAUACUCAUUUGAUAUUUAAUUAGCAAGUUCUCAAUUAAAAUAAGGUUAGUUAAAUUUGGCGCAGUUGAUAUUUUGAUAAGAUUUAUAUUCCAGUUCCAGUUGAAUUUCGCAAUAAUUUCUGUUAUUAAUACGCAUUUAUAAAAAUUAUUAUUCAAGUUAAGUGAAAUAAAAUCUUCCUCGAUUCAUA